AAUUCCGCGAUGAAUUAACGAAGAAUGGCAGUCGAUCCAGUCGAUCUUCGUCAGUCCGUCUCUGUUAAAUGUCCAACUCCAGCGAGGAUCGCAGAAUAGCGAUUUGUUCGUGACGUUUUCGCUUGUAGAGAUGGCCGCGAAGGAGCCGAUCGUUGUUGAAUCGAUCGAUAGCGGCAUAGCCGAGCCCGGGAUUGAGCCCGGCGCCUCCACGGAGACGAUGCUCGUCACCACUGACAGCUUCGACGAGUACGAGCAGGAGAUGAGCGGCAGCAUCGACGGUGACAGGCAGAUGAAGGAGAGUAUCACCAGCACCAUCUCCGAGAUCCAGGAGGACGUUGUGCAAGACAAUUCCACUACCGCCGAUCCGGGAGAAUCCGAAAAAAACCUUUCCCUAAACGACGCAGAGAUGGAUGAUGUUGCGCAUCGUUUGUGCCAAAGUAAUCUAGAUGGAGACCCAUUGCGUUGCAAAGCAUGGCUGGCACAGAAGAAGCAUAUUUUUAUUUUGAGUCAGGCGGGAAAACCGAUAUAUUCUAGAUACAGUUCAGAAGAUAAACUAGUCACAGUUAUGGGAGUCAUGCAAGCUUUAGUGUCAUUUGUUCAAACCGGGAGCGAUAUGAUUAGAUCGGUACACGCUGGCGACACGAACUUUGUUUUUGUUGUGAAGGGUCCAUUGAUCUUAGUAGCAGUGUCCAAAACCUUGGAAAGCGUACCUCAGCUCACUUUACAAUUAACAUAUGUAUAUAAUCAGAUAAUCUCUGUAUUGACACAGUCUCAGUUAAAUAGAGUAUACGAUCAGAGAAGAAACUUUGAUCUACGAAGGUUAUUAAGUGGUAGCGAAAGACUGAUAGAUCAUUUAUUGAACUUUAUGGACAGAGAGCCCGCUUUCUUUCUAGGAGCCAUUAAAUGUUUACCCUUACUUCCUUCUAUGAGAAGUUCCAUUACGCAGACCAUCAUUCAAACUUGUGCUAAGAUUAAGAACUUAGUAUUUGCAAUACUUCUAGCUAACAAUCAAUUGGUUACACUAGUUAGAAUGAAUAAAUUUUUCCUGCAUCCAAUGGAUCUACACAUAAUACAAAAUCUGGUGGACAGUUCCGAGUCGCUCAAAACUGCUGAGAGCUGGACACCGAUAUGUCUACCGAAAUUUGAUUCCAAUGGAUACAUGCACGGUCAUGUAUCAUAUCUGGCAGAAGAUUGCCAGGCAUGUUUAUUGCUACUAACCGUUGAUAGGGACGUAUUUUUCGUGCUAUCGGAGGCCAAACAAAAAAUCGUGGAGAAAUUGCGGCGAACAAAUUGUCUAGAAGCAAUAAAUGAGUCCAUGAACAAACCGACGGUAACGACUGCUGACAUUGGAUUACCCGAGAUGCGACACAUUUUAUACAAAUGUAAAAGCACCGCGCAAUUUUGGAGUCCUGGGCUUCAACCACCUUACACAACGGAUGACGAGAUAGAACGAUUAUUGGGACUUUACCAGUGUUUGCAUCACAGAUUGCAUUCUCCUAGUCGACCCUUGAAACUUAUAUUUCAACAGCUAGAUAAGGAAACGAUGUUAGCAUGGGUGGCUUCUGGUUUUGAAUUAUAUGUAACAUUUGAACCUCUGGUCACGAAACCAGAUGCCAUUGAGGCAGUGAGCAAGCUAUUAAAGUGGAUAAAGAAGGAAGAAGAGAGAUUAUUCAUUCUAAACUCUCCUACGUUUUAAACAUUGCCAAGUAUUUUGUUUUUACAAAAUACAUAGAGAAGAUAAUACGUAAAAUUGAUAGAAAUAUUUUAUUCGAUCAAAUUUCGAAAAUAUGUGAGAUGCAUCAAGGAUUCCAAAGUAAAACAUCAUCAUUAUAUAUACGUUCCAAAAAAGGCAGGAAUAUAGUUAUUAUUCGUCCAUUAUUAAGCAUUGAUAUAUAUCGAUAUUGCUAUUUUGUUAUUUAAUAAAGCAAUUGUAAUAUAAUACAAAUAAUGUGAAAAUGUACAUAUAUUUGAAUAUGUUACAACAGAUGCGAUUCCGGAUACACGUUGUAGUUUUAAUACCGAAUUCUUGUUAUAUACUGGCACUAAAAAUAUACGAGCAUCGAUAAGAGUAUGAAAAAA
Molecule: messenger RNA, 2079 nt
Organism: Mycetomoellerius zeteki
Lineage: Eukaryota; Metazoa; Arthropoda; Insecta; Hymenoptera; Formicidae
Gene: Mon1
Product: vacuolar fusion protein MON1 homolog
Exons: 7
Coding region: 131-1696 (521 amino acids)
Biological process (GO): endosome to lysosome transport via multivesicular body sorting pathway; protein targeting to vacuole
Cellular component (GO): Mon1-Ccz1 complex
Source: RefSeq, a predicted model, not a curated record